Molecule: messenger RNA, 975 nt
Organism: Rotaria sp. Silwood1
Lineage: Eukaryota; Metazoa; Rotifera; Eurotatoria; Philodinida; Philodinidae
Source: the annotation of a GenBank genome assembly
AUGACAGUUGUCUUCGGUCAAAUUGUUGUGGGUCCACCAGGCAGUGGUAAAACAACAUAUUGUGCAGCUAUACAAGAUUAUUUUAAUAAAUGUAUUACUGAUUCGAGUAGUCGUCAUAUUUAUAUAGUUAAUUUAGAUGCAGCUAAUGUUGAUAUGCCAUAUGAAUGUGCAAUAGAUUUAGUUGAUUUAAUAACAGUUGAUGAUGUUUGUGAUAAUCUUAAUUUAGGUCCAAAUGGUUCAUUAAUGUAUUGUAUUGAAUAUAUUGAAAAUAAUAUUGAUUGGUUAUUAAAACGUCUUCAAUUAUUAAUUAAUAAACAUUCAUCAAUAUUAUCUCCACCAUAUAUUCUUUUUGAUUGUCCAGGACAAAUUGAACUUUAUACACAUCAUGGUUCAAUACAUCGAAUAAUUGAAAAAUUAUUAAAAAAUCUUGAUUUAAGACUUUGUUGUGUUAAUUUAAUUGAUUCAUAUUAUUGUUCAAAUUCAUCAAAUUUUAUAAGUGCUUUAUUAACAUCAUUAUCAAUGAUGUUACAUUUAGAAUUACCUCAUGUAAAUAUAUUAUCAAAAAUUGAUCUUAUUGAAAGAUUUGGUACAUUAGAAUAUAAUAUUGAUUUUUAUACAGAAAUAUUAGAUUUAUCUUAUUUAAUGAAAAAUAAAAAUUUUAAUAAAGAUAAAUUUCAACCAAAAUUUGCAAAAAAAUAUAGAAAAUUUAAUAAAGCAUUAUGUGAUAUAAUACAAGAUUAUAGUCUUGUUUCAUAUAUACCAUUAAAUGUUCAAGAUCGUCUGAGUAUUGAAAAAGUAAAUAAUACAAUUGAUAAAGCCAAUGGUUUUAUAUUUGGUCAUUUAAAAAAUGAUGAUUUAUCACAACGAACUAAUUUAAUGUCAAAUGCUUAUGGUGUUGAACAAUUUGAAUAUGGAAAAACAGCAAAAAUUAGAGAAAAUUAUACAUUUGCUGAUAAUGAAGAACUAGAAGAUUGA